This is a messenger RNA of Lacerta agilis (Sand lizard), 738 nucleotides long. It is a transcript of the gene PEX11G, whose product is annotated as peroxisomal biogenesis factor 11 gamma. Gene Ontology annotation, biological process: peroxisome fission. The record is from RefSeq and is a predicted model, not a curated record. Gene Ontology annotation, cellular component: peroxisomal membrane. Lineage: Eukaryota; Metazoa; Chordata; Lepidosauria; Squamata; Lacertidae. The transcript has 5 exons. The coding region runs from base 20 to 724 and encodes 234 amino acids.
CGAACCCGGAAGCGUUGCCAUGGCGGCGGCAGCGGAGGGCCUGCUGGGCGCGCUGGUGGCGCUGCUGGAGACUCACCGGGGCAGAGACCGCGCGGUCCGCACCCUUGGUUAUGGCUGCCAGCUCACAGGGGGGGCUUUGGCUGCCAGGAGCCACCCCACGGAGUCCCCCCUCGGCCAGAGCCUCCUGGCAAUAUCGGCUCAGCUCAGCCACUGCCGGACGGUCCUGCGGCUCUUCGACGACCUCUCCAUGCUCGCCUACAGCCGCCAGUACGGCCUGGGGCCAAAGGAGGAGGACCCUGCCGUCCGCUGGCUCUCGGUGGCCAACAACGUGGCCGACCAGCUCUACUACCCCUGCGAACACCUGGCGUGGGCAGCAGACGCCAAGGUCAUUCGGGGCGACUCGGGGAAGUGGUGGGUGCUGAGCACCCUGCUGUGGGCGACCUCCCUGCUGCUGGGAAUUGCACGAUCCCUGAGGAUUUUGUGCCGGCUGAGAAGACAGCAGCAGAAGCAGACCAGCAAGGACUCCCUUCGGAGGGCGAGGGUGCGGGCCCAGGCCGAAGCCCUGACCAUCGCCGGCAACCUGGCGGACCUCUGCAAUGCUGUCCACUGGCUCCCCCCGGGGGUGCUGUGGGCCGGGAGGUUCCCCCCGUGGCUUGUGGGGCUGCUGGGGACAACGUCGUCCCUCAUCGGGGUGUACCAGACCUACGUGGGGGGAGCCGCGUGAGAGGAAGCGUCCUG